Penicillium coprophilum is the source of this 2649-nucleotide messenger RNA. RefSeq names its product putative mitochondrial ornithine carrier protein AmcA/Ort1 (gene amcA). Gene Ontology annotation, biological process: DNA-templated transcription; mitochondrial L-ornithine transmembrane transport. Lineage: Eukaryota; Fungi; Ascomycota; Eurotiomycetes; Eurotiales; Aspergillaceae. The transcript has 5 exons. Gene Ontology annotation, molecular function: L-ornithine transmembrane transporter activity; DNA binding; zinc ion binding. The coding region runs from base 1 to 2649 and encodes 882 amino acids. The record is from RefSeq and is a predicted model, not a curated record.
AUGGCGACAGAGCAUGCGAUUAUAAGUGAACCGAUGGAGCUCCCAUCGCUCCCGCCCAACCAGGGCCUUGAGGCGGUAAAAGAUAUCAUAUUUGGAUCGUCGGCAGGAAUGGCAGGCAAACUCUUCGAGUACCCCUUUGAUACCGUCAAGGUCCGAUUACAGUCACAACCCGAACACCUCCCUCUCCGAUAUGCAGGACCGGUGGAUUGUUUCCGUCAGUCUUUUCGAGCUGAUGGCUUCCGGGGACUCUAUAGAGGCAUCAGUGCACCGAUGACCGGAGCUGCAGUAGAGACCAGCUGUCUCUUCUUCAGUUAUCGUCUCAUUCAGGAUACCCUACGCGCAACGGUCUACCCGGGCGUUGAGCACCUACCAUUCUUCGCGCUCAUUGGUUGUGGAGCUCUAUCCGGCUCGGUGACAUCGCUGGUCCUCACACCUAUUGAACUGGUGAAAUGUAGGAUGCAGGUCCCCGCCGAGUCAGCAGCCAUCAAACCCGCUGGUCCCAUGGCCAUCAUUGCAAGCAUCUUCCGACAUGAAGGGCUGGCAGGAUUCUGGCGGGGCCAGAUGGGAACCUUGAUUCGUGAAACCGGCGGAAGUGCAGCGUGGUUUGGCGGAUACGAGGGAGUGUCAUCGCUCUUCCGCAAGUAUAACAAGUCGAACCCGCAAGUAACUUCCGACUCACUCCCCAUCCACCAACAAAUGAUCGCAGGAGCAACGGCGGGAAUCAGCUACAACUUUCUGUUUUACCCGGCCGAUACAAUCAAGUCCCGCAUGCAGACCGUAGAUGUCUCGCGACUGCCGCUCCAUGCUCAGCAACAGACCUUCUGGGGUGUGACCAAAGCUCUAUGGAGGCAGCAAGGGCUUAAGGGCAUGUACCGCGGGUGCGGGAUCACCUGCGCGCGCUCAGCGCCCAGCUCGGCCUUCAUUUUCACUUGCGAUGCGAUAAAGCAUAUCCAUGCAGCGCAUGUUGAGCUACUCGCUCGUUUGAAGCAGCUUGAAGAAGAGGUUGAGCAACUUCGCUCAACGCGCCCCGAUACCGACUAUACAUCCGAGUUGGAUAAUCGUCGGGAUACGGAGACUGUCAAAAAGACAGAAUUGCUGGUCCUCAAAGAAGGAAAGAGUCGAUACGUCGGUGAUGAGGCUUCUGCUGUGCUGGGACAAAAAAUAUCUGAACUCCGUGAUAUCAUUGAAAGCUCUUCGGAUGAAGAGUCAUAUUCGCCGGAUGCGGAGUAUAGUCCCAGUAUCCUACCAGGGGGUGGACUUCUUGGAAACCAUGAGUCCGCCUGGUCUCUCGAUUCUUUUCGCCUCCAUUAUUACCAACCAGGAAGGAUUAAGGCAUUAUGGAGAAUAUACCAAGAAAAUGUGGCACUGUUAAUUGUCAUACUUCAUCGAGCCACCAUGGCGAGGAUUGUUCAAGAUGCCUCUGCUGGCAUCGAGUUAACCCCUUCAGAUGAGGUGUUACUCUUCUCUGUGUGUUAUGCCGCUGUGGCCAGCAUGAAAGCGCACAACUGCCCUUGGAUACUUGACAGCGACCAUGAUACAGCCAUCCAACACUGUAAACAAGCAGUGAGCCACGGACUUCGCCGGGCAAGUUUCAUCAAAUCUCAGAGCCUGCCUGCUCUUCAGGCCGCCGUUCUGUUCUUACUGUGUCAUCGAGUCGGUGGUGAUACGCGCCUUGUAUGGGCUGAAUCUGCCAUUGUGAUACGGGUUGCCCAAGCACACGGCGUUCAUCGCGAUGGGCAGAAUUUUGCAUUACCACCCUUCGAAACUGAGAUGCGCCGUCGAUUGUGGUGGCAUAUCUGCUUGCUUGACAUGUUGUCUUCGGGAGAUCAAGGGGUCGAUACUCAGAUCAGACCCGAAAUGUUCGACACACGGUUUCCGAGUAAUGUUGACGAUGAUGAUAUUGGCUUACAUUUAACUGAUCAGCCAUCACCGAAGACCGGCUUCACAACCACCACCAUCUGCAUCAUGAAUUGCCAGGUCAUGAGGGACAUUUUCUGGCCUUGUCAGGGUGGAUACUCUGAUAUGUCUACGCAGGAUCGCGAGGAUCUUGUCACAGCUCUAGGAAAGAGCAUCCACGCACAAUACAUCGAUCAUUUCGACCUGAAUAUCCCAAUCCAUUGGACGAUUGCAACUAUCGUACGACUCCAACUCUCCAAGGCAUGGCUGGCGACGCAUUUCCAGUCUAGAGACUUGGAUGUGAAGGUCUUCCGCCAUGACGAUCGUGUCUUUGAGGUUGCUGUCGAGCUUGUGCAGUUCUCCCACCUUUUACAAACCAAUGAAGGCACAUCACAGUGGAGCUGGCUAUGUAAAAGCUAUAAGGAAUGGCAUGUGGUCGCUUUUAUACUUUCCGAGCUGUGUUUGCGUCCACUUAGCCCCGAGACUGACCAUGCUUGGGAUGUUGUGACCAAGAUGUAUGGGCUCUGGCAGCAGGAUAUGCACACCGAUGCUCUGCUUCAGAGGCCCUUGGAUCGGCUCAUGGCACGCACCGCCUCAUUGCGAGCUGCUAGACAAGGGCAGAAUAUCCAGACACCAUUCAGUGGAGAGGCCUUGACUGAUGCGUCUUUUGGCAUGAAUGACGGAGAUUCUAAUUGGCUUGAAGUACCGGAACUGUUUUCUGGCUUGGACUGGCUGAGUGGGUCACUCUUUUAG